Plasmodium gallinaceum is the source of this 7647-nucleotide messenger RNA. RefSeq names its product lysine-specific histone demethylase 1, putative. The record is from RefSeq and is a predicted model, not a curated record. NCBI's taxonomy places the organism in Eukaryota, Apicomplexa, Aconoidasida, Haemosporida, Plasmodiidae. Bases 1 to 7647 code for a protein of 2548 amino acids. The transcript is spliced from 2 exons. Gene Ontology annotation, molecular function: oxidoreductase activity.
AUGAGUGAACAAAAAAAAGAACCUAGUAUAUAUAUUAACAAUAUAAUUGCAUUAAAUAAAAAUAAUAAUGUUAUAACAAAAAAUACAAAAAAAAGAAAAAUACUAAAAAACGAUGAAACUAAUAUGCUAAUAUAUGAUAAACUUUAUUCUUAUUUAAAUAAAUACGAAAAAAAAAGUCUAUUACAGGAAUGUAUAUUUAAAAGCACAAUUUCUAAUAAGUCAUAUGCAAUUCAAAUAUUUUCUGAAAAAUUAAAAAAAUACGAUUUACAUUUAGAGCUAAAUAAUAAUAAAUUAUAUAUAUCAAUAAAAUUCAUCGAAAAUAUUGAUAUAAUAACAAAAUUUUUAAAAAAUGAGUUUUGUUUUAAAAAGAAAAAGGAUGAAAAUGUUAUUUUACUACUAGCUAAAAAAUAUGAAAUCUUUGAAAUUUUAAUAAGGAGCAUAUAUUUAAAAGAAAAAAUUAAUGAUUUCUUAAAAAAUAACUAUGAAGUUGAUGAAUAUUUUAUUAAACAUAAUUUUAAAAAUAACUAUGAAUUAUAUAAAAAUAUUGUGUAUAAGAAUUUUUUUUUUUUUAAUAAUAAUUUUUCAAAUAAUUUAAAAAAUAAAAAAGAUCAUAAAACACACAAGAACUAUUCAAAUCAUAAUAUGAACAAUUCAGGUGUACAGAUAACAAAUGAUAUAAUUAAUACAAAUGAUUUAGGAGAUAAUGCUUCAGAUAAUAAAAUAAGUAAAAAUGAAUCUAACUUACAGAAAUUAAAUUCUAAAGAUAAUUUAGACAAUUUAAAGUUUGAUAUUUUACAAAAAAAUAAAAAUAUAAAGAAUCAUGAAAAAAAAAAAGAAAAAGAAACAAAAAAUAGAGAAGAAAUAACUAAUGUAAAAAAAAAAAAAAUAAGUAAAAAUAAAAAUAAGUGUGAAUUAAAAAAAGUAAAAAAUACAGAAAAAAUAAAUAAUAAAAAUAAUUUCAUAUCUGACGAUAAAUGCUUAAAUAAAGAGAAUAUAAUUAAUGAAAUCAAUUUAAUAGAUAGACAAAAUGUAAUAAGUAGAAAGCAUACAGGAGAAGAAAGAAGUGUUAUAGCUAAAAAAAAUGUAGAGGGAAGUAAUUUAAAUGGUGCAAAUUUAAUAGAUGGGGAAGAUAAUAAAAUAAAAUUAAUUAGCAGAGAAUCAAUAAAAGAAAAAGAAGAAAAAAAAUUUAGAGAAAAAGAGGACAAAAAAAUAUGGGACAAAGAAAAAAAGAAAAAAAGAAAAGAAGAAAUAAUAAUGAAAAAGAGAGAGUUAUUAAAAUGUGAAAAGGAAAAAAGAAAAAAAAUAAAAGAAGAGAAAAAGCUUAGAGAAAAGGAAGAAAGGAAAAAAGAAAGAGAAAAAAAUAAAAAAGAAAAAGAAGAGUUAUUAAAAAGUGAAAAAGAAAAAAAAAAAAUAAUAAAAGAAGAAAAAAAAAGACAAAAAGAAGAAUUUUUGAAAAAAGUAAAAGAAGAAAAGAAAAAAUUUAAAGAAGAAAAAAAUAAAUUGAAAGAAGAAAAAAAUAAAUUGAAAAAGGAAAAAAAUAAAUUGAAAGAAGAAAAAAAUAAAUUGAAAGAAGAAAAAAAUAAAUUGAAAGAGAUAAAAUCUGAACAUAAAAAAAUUAGUAGAAAAAAUCAUGAUCUUUCUAAAAAGAAAAAUGAUAAUGCAAUAAAAGAAAAAGAAAUUGAGAUAAUGAAAAAUCCAUUUAAAACUUCCAAUAAUAAUAAAAAAAAGAAAAAAGAAGUGAUACAAAAAUGUAGUAGAAGAAAUAAUAUUAUACAUGGUAAACAUUUACAUGAAAUAAAUAAAGAAAAUGAAAACAGAAAUUCAAGUGAGGAAUUAAAUAAAACAAAUACUUAUGAUAAAGUGAAAAGAAAAAAAUAUUUGAUUUCUUUAGAAUCAAUAGACAAUUCUCAUUUAAAAAGAAAAAAAUUAAGAAAUGAAGACAAUGAAUCCAAUGAAAUUAAUAAUUUAUUAAAUUUCGGAGAAAAAAAGAAGAGCAUAAUAGAAAUACCUAAUAACGUGAUAGACAAAAAAAUGGCAAAGAAGAUUGUAUUUUGUAAACAUGAUCUUAAUCAUAAAAAAGAAAAGAAAAAAAAAAUAUCUUUAUUUGGAAAUGUAAAACCAGUAGAUAUAAUAAAAAGAGGAAUUGAUGCUUUUCAAAUUCUAGAAAAUGAAGAAAAUUUAUACACCGAUGUUUUAAUUAUCGGUGCAGGGGUAUCUGGUUUAGCUGCUUCUUAUUAUUUAAAUAAAUGUGGUGCAAAAAUUUUAUUAAUUGAAGGUAGAAAUAGAAUAGGAGGAAGAGCCUUUUCUACAAUUUUACCUGAGAGAAUUAUAAAUAAUAAAGUAUUACCAGAAACUAUUGUUGAUUUGGGUGCAAAUUAUCUACACUGUUGUGAUAACUCAGAUUUAUCAAAUGAAAAUAAAGCUAAAGAAACGAAUAGUACGAAAAAUGUAAAAACAUUAGAAGAAAUAUUUGAAGAAUAUAUAUCUAAUGAAGAGAAAUUAAAUAUGAAUGAGAAAAAAGGAAAAAAGAAAAAGAAAAUUAAAAAAAAAAAAAAAAAUUACAGUAUGAGUAAUAAUAAUAAUCAUCAAUAUAAUAUAAAUGAAAUAGAAACAAUACUAUCAGAUAAUUUUAAGUUAUUUAGAGAAGAAUAUUUAAAGUUGUUUAAAGAUUUUCAUAAUUCAACCUUUUGGAAAUAUAUUAAUAGUAACAACAAUGAAAAUGUUCAUUUUUUUAAGAGAAAAGAAAAAUCUUAUAGUGAUUGUGAUUAUAAUAUUACAAAGAAUACUAAAAAUAUGAAAAAAAAAAAAUUGAAAAGUAAUAUGCUAUUUAUGAUAAGAAAUAAUAUUGAUAACAUAUGUAAUUAUUAUGAAAAGUAUUAUAAAAAAGAAAAAAAAAAUGUUUUAAAUUUUCUAAAAACUUUAGAUGAAAAUAUCUACUUUUAUAAUAACCUAAGUGACAGUUCUCUGAAUGCUUCUCCGUCUUUUAUUUUGAAUUAUGCAUCUAGAAAUCAAAAUAAAAAAUUUAAAAUUCUUUCUGUUAAUAAAGAUCCAAGAAAAAGAAGAGAAUUUGAUAAAUCUUUAACACAAUUAGCAGAAAAAUUAAAGCCAAAAGUUUCAUUAGUGUGUGGUAAAGAUAAUUGGGAAUCCACGUUUUAUGCUUAUUGGUAUAAUAAUGAAAAUGGAAAAAAAAUAAAAAGUUUUAAGAUUUAUAGAGUAAAUUUAUUAUGUGAUAAAAUUCGAGUGAGAGCUGCAAGAAAAAUUAGAAAUUAUUUAUAUAUUAAUGAUGUUUUGUAUGAUAAUGAUGAAAAUUUGGAAAAAAAUAAUUAUGAAGAUGCAAUAAGAAAUAAAAAAGAAAGUAAAUAUGUUACUAAUGAUUUGAUUGAUGAUGAUAGUACUCAGUUUAACCAGUAUAGUGAAAAUUACAAAGGAGAUUCAAAAAAUAAAUAUAAGGAUAGUAAUAUACGUAAAAAAGAUAAUACAAAAAAUAAAAAUAUUGCAAAUUAUGAAAUGGAAAUAAAAGAUGAAGAUAAUUUAAGAGAUACAAAAGGUAUAAAAUAUAUGGAUGAUUUGGAUAACACAUGUAAUUCAAAUAAUGACAGAAAUAAUAAUAAUGAAAAUAAUUCCACAGAUAAUUUAGAUAAAAGAAAACACAAUGACAAGAAAAAAUUUAAUAUAAUUAAAAUGGAAAGCAUGAAUGAAAGAAAUAAUAGCAUCUCUAAAAGAAAAAAAAGUUCUGCAAAUGACGUUAACUCAAAUUUAAAUUUAAAGAAAAAAAUAACGAAGACUGGUUUAAAUAUAUCUAAUUAUGAUGAAAAUGUAAUUAUUUAUGAUAAUUAUUACAAUUAUGGGGAGGAUUAUUAUAAGAUUGUAAAAUCAACAAAUGAAAAGUGCGAAAAUAAAGAUGUUAAUAAAACUGAGUUGUAUGAUAAUAAUAAAAAAAGAAGAAGUAUGUGGGAUUUAUUAAUGGAAUGCACAGAAGAAAUAUUUAAUGAAAUGAAUAUAAAUCAGAACAAUUUUACUAUUGAAGAAUGGAAAAUGCUAAUGGUUAUGUUACAAUCAAGAUAUGGCUAUGGUAGUGAUUUGAGAGAAACUUCUAUAGCCAUGUCUAGAAUUCCUUUUUCUAAUAAUAUGGAUAUUGAUAUAUGUCCAAACUAUGGUAGCAAUAAUUAUAUUUUAAAAAAUUUUAAAUAUUAUGAUAAAAUUAAAAAAAAUGAACAAACUCCUCAUAUUAGCUACUUUAAAGAUAAUAGUAGUGCAGAUAAAAUUGUUGUUGAUGGGUGGAAAUGGUUAAUUAAUUAUUUAUCCGAAAAUAUACAGAAUAAAAUUUUUCUUAAUACUGUAGCUGAACUUGUUCAAAUUAAAAAUGAAGAUGAACAAAAUAGUAAAGAUAAAUUAAUUUAUUACUAUAAUAAUGAAAAUGAAAGGAGUCAUUUAGAUAAUAUUGUUCAUAAUAAUAAUAAUAAUAAUAAUAAUAAUAAUAAUAAUAAUAAUAAUAAUAAUAAUAAUAAUAAUAAUAAUAAUAAUAAUAAUAAUAAUUUUAUUAAUACUGAUCACAAAGAAGAUGAUUUAGAUAACACUAAUUAUUAUAAAAAAAACCUUUUUAAUAAAGAUAUUCAAAAACAUAAUGAAUACGAUAAAAAUGUUCAAAGAAAAAAUAUUUUUGAUUCAAAUAUUCAAAAUGAAAUAAAUAUUGAUGAAAGUAUUCAAAAAGAAAAUGAUUCUUAUAAAAGUUGUAAAAUUAACGAAAAUACAAAAAAAAUUCAAAAUUAUAAAAGUUGUUAUAAAGCGUGUGACAAUAAGGGUAAUUAUAAUGUUUUUGUUAGAUGUAAGAGCUAUGAUAAUGCAUCAAAAAGCAGAAAUAAAAGUUUUCAUGGUAUAUAUGAUUUAAAAAAUAUCGAUUAUUUAAAUAUUAAUAUAUACGCAAAAUAUGUUAUAGUAGCCUUACCAUUAGGUUCAUUAAUAGAUAAUGAUAAAAAUAGCAGUAGGAAAACAUGCUUAAAAUUUGAUCCAGAGCUACACCCGCUAAAAAUAAAAGCUCUCAAUCAUUAUAAAAUGGGUAAUCAUAAUAAAAUUAUAUUGAGAUUUUAUCCAUAUAGUUUUACAUGGCCAUUUGAUAGUUUACAGUUAAAUUGUUUAGAUCAAAAAUUUCAAUUUCUUAAUUUGCAUGCAUAUGGAAAAGUUGGUUGUGUUUUAGUUCAUUGUUUUCCUCCAUGGUCAUCAACACAUGGUUAUAUAAAAAAGGAAUAUUUUAUUGUAAAUGAAUGUUUAUAUACAUUAAACAAAAUGUUUGAAAAAAGUGGCAAAAGAUUGCCUAUAUUAGUUGACUAUAUUGUAACAAAAUGGCAAGAUGAUAAUUUUUCUUUUGGUUCUUAUGCAUAUCCAUAUGUUAAUUGUAACGAUAAUGAUUUAAUCUAUUUAAGAUCUCCUCAUCCUAUUAAUAAACCAAAAGUAGUUUUCUGUGGAGAAUAUAUAUCAAAAAGUUAUUUUCAAUGUGUAGAUGGCGCUUAUGAUACAGGUAUACGAGCAGCUGAAGAUAUAGCACAUAUUGGAUUAAAAUUAAAAAGUUUUGAUGAAAAAUAUUAUAAUACGGAUGUAUUUUUUUUUCCUAAUAAUACAUGCCCAUUUACUAAUAUACCUUUACCAAAAAUGCAGAAUUCUUUACUUGGUUUUUACUUAACUGAUGGUAGUGAUGAAGCAAUAACAGAUUAUGAAAGUUCUGCAGAUGAUGAAAGCUUAUCUAACAUUCCUAUUUCAGUGAUAAAAAAAGAAUAUAAAUUUUUAAUUCAUUCUUUAAAUAAAAUUCAAAAUUUUUUUGAUUAUUUAGAAAGAGACAAUUCUUGCAGAAAUUCUCAAGAAAAAAAUGAAAAUGAGAAAAAAAAAAAAAAUAAUAAAAUAUGUUAUAUAAAUGAUAAUUUUUCUAAUGAGCCUUUAAAUAAUUAUAAGGAAAAAACAGUAAAUAGUGCUAAUGAUGACUGCAAUAAUAAUUACAUAAACAAGUCUGAAUAUAAUAAAAAUGUAGAUAUAAUCAUUCAUACUAAUGAACAUCAAUCCCCUAAUAAUAGAAAUAAUAAUUGCAAAAGCGAUUUAAUUCAAUCAGAAGAAUAUUCUUUAGGUAGUGAACAUAUUACAAAUAAUGAAAGUUGCAAACCUUUAUAUACUCUCGAAAACACAUAUGCUGGCAUAAAUUUAAAGCAUAUAAAUAAUGAUUUAUAUUUCGAUGAACAUAUCAAAAAAAAUUAUAAAGCUGCCGAUAAUAUUCAUAAUGAUAGAAAUUGCAUCUUAGACACAUACAAUGAUGAUUUAAAUGAAAAUAAGAAAAAUUUGAAGAAUAUAUUUUUUAAAAAAUUUAAUAGUAAUUUAGAUUUGUAUAUUGACAAAUAUAUAAUAAAAAUUAACGAUGCUAUUUUUUAUAAUUAUAAUACAAUAGAAUUAAAUUUAGUAAAUAUAAAAAAAAAAUUUAAUUUAGUAAAACCCAAAUUUUUAUUCGGUAAUUAUUUAUCAGCGAUCAUAAGUAAGUAUUAUCGCUUUUUGUUUUUUAUGCUGAGAGAAUUAUUUAUUAAUACUGAAAAAUCUAAAAUUUUUCUAUUGAAUGAUUUAACUAAUUCUACAAAUAUAGAUUUUCACUCUUUUUUAAAUGAAAAUAAGAAUGACAUAUUAAUUAAUGAAGAUAAAAAAAAUUUACUGUCUGGAACAGUAGCAAAUAAUGAAGAUACUGAUAUAUUUAAUAAAUACAUCUUUGUUAAUUCCAUAAAUAAGGCAAUUAAUGAAAUAGAUAAUAAUAUAAACUUAGAAUUGAACCUUACCUUUAAUAAAGAUGCAAUUUGUAAUAUUAAAAGUAACGAUAUAGAUAAUAACUAUAUAAAAAGCAAUGAUAUUAAAGAAAAUAAUAAUGAUAUAAACAAUAUAUGUAAAAACAACAGUGAGAAUUUUAAUGAUGAAGAAUAUAAGCUACUUAAUGGAAAAACAAAUAUGAGAGAUUCAAUAGAAAAUGGAAAAGAAAAUACAAAUAGUGAAAUAAUUAUGUACCAUAAAAAAAAAUAUUUAUAUAUUCAGAGUAGAAGAAUAAUUUAUUUAAAAAAUUAUUUAAAAUAUGUACUGAAUCAUAUAUCUAUAACUAAAAAAAUAUUAGAAGAAAAAACUAUAAAUAUAAAUAAUUAUAAUAAAAUAAAAUUAAGUACCGCAAGUUUUCUUUUUUUUCUUAGUUAUGUUUUGCAGUACAUAAUGAAACAAAUAAAUUAUGAUUUACAUCAUAGUACGAUUGAUAAAAACUUAAUUAUUCAGAUUUUAUGUGACUACAUUUACUACUUAACUUUUUAUAAACAUGAUGUUUUAUGUUAUAAAUGUAUGAAUGGAGGAGAAUUAAUUAUGUGUGAUUAUGCUUGUUGUACGAAUGGUUGGCAUUCUUAUUGUUUUUCACCUAAUUCUAUUUUCAAAGAGACCAAAUUAAAAAACUUUUGGUUUUGCCCCAACUGUUCAAAUACAUCUAAAGUUAUUCAGAGAGGUUGUUACAACCAAGAUGAAAUCAUGAUAAAUUAUUGGAAAAGGAGAGUAUAUAUAUAUAAAAUAAAAUUUUUUUUAUCAAGAACUAGAAAAGUUCGAAAGAGAUUAGAUUUAUUAAAAAUGGAAUUAUCUAAUAGGAUACAUUAG